Messenger RNA from Leptonychotes weddellii (Weddell seal), 1882 nucleotides. It is a transcript of the gene NEUROD1, whose product is annotated as neuronal differentiation 1. Gene Ontology annotation, molecular function: E-box binding; protein dimerization activity; DNA-binding transcription factor activity, RNA polymerase II-specific. Lineage: Eukaryota; Metazoa; Chordata; Mammalia; Carnivora; Phocidae. Gene Ontology annotation, biological process: positive regulation of transcription by RNA polymerase II; nervous system development; sensory organ development. The record is from RefSeq and is a predicted model, not a curated record. Gene Ontology annotation, cellular component: nucleus.
CAGCAUCACCAACCCCGCUAUAUAACCUGAGAGCCCGGGCGGCCAGGACACGAGGAAUUCGCCCCACGCAGAAGGCACGGCAUCCGGAGGCCCCAGGGUUAUGAGACCAUCACUGCUCAGGACCUACUAACAACUGCAGGAAACCGAAACAUGACCAAAUCAUACAGCGAGAGCGGGCUGAUGGGUGAGCCUCAGCCCCAGGGUCCUCCCAGCUGGACAGACGAAUGUCUCAGUUCUCAGGACGAGGAGCACGAGGCAGACAAGAAAGAGGACGACCUCGAAGCCAUGAACGCGGAAGAGGACUCACUGAGGAACGGGGGAGAGGAAGAGGACGAAGACGAGGAUCUGGAAGAGGAGGAAGAAGAGGAAGAGGAGGAUGACGAUCAAAAGCCCAAGAGACGGGGCCCCAAAAAGAAGAAGAUGACCAAGGCGCGCCUUGAGCGUUUUAAGCUAAGGCGCAUGAAGGCCAACGCCCGGGAACGGAAUCGCAUGCACGGGCUAAACGCGGCUCUGGACAACCUGCGCAAGGUGGUGCCCUGCUAUUCCAAGACGCAGAAGCUGUCCAAAAUCGAGACGCUGCGCCUGGCCAAGAACUACAUCUGGGCUCUGUCGGAGAUCCUGCGUUCGGGCAAAAGCCCUGAUCUGGUCUCCUUCGUACAGACUCUCUGCAAGGGCUUAUCCCAGCCCACCACCAACCUGGUUGCCGGCUGUCUGCAGCUUAAUCCUCGGACUUUUCUGCCUGAGCAGAACCAGGACAUGCCUCCGCACCUGCCUACCGCCAGCGCUUCCUUCCCUGUGCACCCCUACUCUUAUCAGUCGCCAGGGCUGCCCAGUCCGCCCUACGGUACCAUGGACAGCUCCCACGUCUUCCACGUUAAGCCGCCGCCGCACGCCUACAGCGCUGCGCUAGAGCCCUUCUUUGAAAGCCCCCUGACUGAUUGCACCAGCCCUUCCUUUGACGGACCCCUCAGCCCGCCGCUCAGUAUCAAUGGCAACUUCUCUUUCAAACACGAACCAUCCGCCGAGUUUGAGAAAAAUUAUGCCUUUACCAUGCACUAUCCUGCAGCGACCUUGGCAGGGGCCCAAACCCACGGAUCAAUCUUCUCGGGCGCCGCUGCCCCUCGCUGCGAGAUCCCUAUAGACAAUAUCAUGUCCUUCGAUAGCCAUUCACAUCAUGAGCGAGUCAUGAGUGCCCAGCUCAAUGCCAUCUUUCACGAUUAGAGGCACUUCAGUUUCACCAUCCCCGGGAAACGUACCCACUGUGCUUACAGUGACUGUGGUGUUUACAAAAGGCAGCCCUUUGGGUACUAUUGCUGCAAAGUGCAAAUACUCCAAGCUUCAAGUGAUAUAUGUAUUUAUUGUCGUUACUGCCUUUGGAAGAAACAGGGGAUCAAAGUUCCUGUUCACCUUAUGUAUUAUUUUCUAUAGCUCGUCUAUUUUAAAAAAGUAAUACGGUUAAAAAAAAAAAUGCACCACAAAUUUGGUGUAGCUGUAUUCAGAUCAUAUUAAUUAUCUGAUCGGGAUAACAAAAUCACAAGCAAUAAUUAGGAUCUAUGCAAUUUUUAAACUAGUAAUGGGCCAAUUAAAAUAUAUAUAAAUAUAUAUUUUUCAACCAGCAUUUUACUACUUGUUACCUUUCCCAUGCUGAAUUAUUUUGUUGUGAUUUUGUACAGAAUUUUUAAUGACUUUUUAUAAUGUGGAUUUCCUAUUUUAAAACCAUGCAGCUUCAUCAAUUUUUAUACAUAUCAGAAAAGUAGAAUUAUAUCUAAUUUAUACAAAAUAAUUUAACUAAUUUAAACCAGCAGAAAAGUGCUUAGAAAGUUAUUGUGUUGCCUUAGCACUUCUUUCCUCUCUAAUUGUAAAAAAAAAAAAAAAAAAAAAA